Lactuca saligna is the source of this 926-nucleotide messenger RNA. The record is from the annotation of a GenBank genome assembly. NCBI's taxonomy places the organism in Eukaryota, Viridiplantae, Streptophyta, Magnoliopsida, Asterales, Asteraceae.
AUGCAGCAGGUAGUGGGGAAAGACGAUAUCUCCAAUUUUGGUUCUAAAAUGGUGGAGCCUUCUGUAAUUUCGAAUGCAAGAUUUACAUAUGUGCAUGAUUAUCACAAGUUUCUUCCUCUCCAAGCCGUUGACACCCACCAUAUUGUCGCUCAGAAAAGUGUUGUGAAGCCAAUUGUCAUAUACCUCUUUGUGAUACUUCUCGUAGCGUAUGCUGCCUUUCUCCAUUUCGAUCAGGGAAAACCAGUCACGAUUGUUUUAUGGUGCCUACUUUUUGGUCUUCUCUUGGUCAAAUUGUUUAUUUGGAGACCAAUUGUGAAAGAGUCCGUGAUAAUCAUGCCUUCUUUUGGAGUCCAACUUGAAACUCAUUAUGGAAGUGGAAAGAUAAGGCGAUGCUUUAUUCCUGUAAGCAAGAUUCUUAAACCGGUGCUGAAUGAACAUGUUACUCCAGUUACUUGUUGGUGGUGCUUAUCUCUCCUACUACGUGACCAAGAUGAACUUACCUUAGUUUUCAAGAAAUUCCAUCCACCCUUGAAAAUGUUGGUACCCAUAUGGAAAGCUUUAUGUGAUGCCACUGAAUGUAAACAAAGCUCUGAGGUGUUUCAAGAAGAAGAGUAAGUUGGUGGUUUAUCAUAACACAAUUACCUUUUGGUUCCUUUCUCGUGUUCAAAGGCUUAAAACAUGUACAUGUUUCAUGUCAAAAGUUGAACUUUUGGUCUUUUUGUAUCAUGUUUUAUAAUUAUAAUCAAGAACCCUAAAAAACAAAACACGAGGUGUUAUCUUAUAGCCAAUUUUAUAUCAACAAUGUUCGAGAUGUUCUUGCAAUUUGGAGCAUGACUUAUUUUCAUUUCUCUCGAUCACUUGAUAUUUAUCAAGCCUUAUUUUGAUUUGUGUUUUGUACAUUUAGUCCCCUUAAUUUAAUAAUAUUC